This is a messenger RNA of Drosophila arizonae, 940 nucleotides long. RefSeq names its product 3-oxoacyl-[acyl-carrier-protein] reductase FabG-like. The record is from RefSeq and is a predicted model, not a curated record. NCBI's taxonomy places the organism in Eukaryota, Metazoa, Arthropoda, Insecta, Diptera, Drosophilidae.
AAACAAAACAACUGAACAGAAACUAAAAGCUGCGCAUUUGAAGCCAAUCAAGUGCUUACAUAAUCUAAUCAACAGCUCACACUUCACGUCAUGAAUUUCGCCGGCAAAGUUGUGCUCAUCACAGGAGCCAGUUCCGGCAUUGGCGCUGCCACAGCAGUGAAGUUUGCCAAAUACGGCGCUUGCUUAGCUCUCAAUGGACGCAAUGCAGAGAAUCUGAAGCAGGUGGCGGAACAAUGCAGUGCAGUUGGUGGCGCAGCACCAACGCUUGUUGUUGGAGACAUCAGCAAGGAAGCGGAUACGGAUCGUGUAUGGCAGCAAACACUCCAGAAAUAUGGGAAGCUAGAUGUUCUAGUCAACAAUGCGGGCAUUCUGGAGUCGGGAACCAUUGAGAACACCAGUCUGGAGCAAUACGACCGUGUGAUGAACACCAAUUUACGUGCCAUCUACCAACUGACAAUGCUCGCCACACCAGAGCUGAUCAAGACCAAGGGAAACAUUGUCAAUGUAUCCAGUGUGAAUGGGAUUCGCUCCUUUCCCGGCGUGCUCGCCUAUAACAUCUCCAAAAUGGGCGUCGAUCAGCUGACACGCUGCGUCGCCCUGGAGCUGGCAGCUAAAGGUGUGCGUGCCAAUUGCGUGAAUCCCGGCGUGACGGUCACAAAUCUCCACAAGCGUGGCGGCAUGGAUGAAGUGACGUACCAAAAGUUCCUAGAGCACUCGAAAACCACACAUGCCUUGGGUCGACCCGGCACCACAGAAGAGGUGGCGAAUGCCAUUGCGUUUUUGGCCAGCGAUUUGGCUAGCUUCACCACGGGUGUCAGCCUGGCUGUGGAUGGCGGCCGCCAUGCCAUGUGCCCGCGUUAAUCAUAUUCAAGGAGUGCACCGAAAUUCAGAAUUUAUGCAUUUAUUUUGUGACUGUCAAAUAAAGAUGUUUUCAAGUAAA